AUGUACCCUUACCGCAUGAGCAACGUGAUGAUUGGCUACCUCAACCUGGCCACUCUCCUUGCCUCGAUUCCGAUCAUCGGGGCGGGGCUCUGGCUGGCCAAGGGCUCCACGACCACGUGCUCGUCGAUCCUGCAGACGCCGCUCCUCGUCAUCGGCUUUGCCGUGCUCCUCAUCUCUCUUGCUGGUUUUGUGGGCGCCUGCUUCCAUGUCGCCUGGGCGCUGUGGCUGUACCUCGUCGCCAUCAUACUCCUCAUCGCUUUCCUUCUUGGGCUCACCGUGUUCGGGUUCGCAGUCACGGCAGGAGGCGGAGGCACACAGGUGUAUGGUAGGCCUUACAGGGAGUACCACAUCACUGACUACUCCUCAUGGCUCCAGAAGCACAUGCAGGACAUCAAGUACUGGCGCCCAGCCCUCGCCUGUGUAGUUGGGUCCAAGGCCUGUCCCAAGAUUGAAAACUGGACUCCCAUGGAUUACCUCCAGCAUGAUCUCACGCCAAUACAGUCUGGCUGCUGCAAGCCACCAACAGCGUGCCAAUACAGUGGAGGCAUGCCUGUCGGGGCGCAGGAUGAGGACUGCUACCGGUGGAACAAUGCCCCAGACAUCCUCUGCUACCAGUGCAACUCGUGCAAGGCCGGUGUGAUGGAGCAGAUCCGCCAGGACUGGCACAAGAUCGCUGUCCUCAAUGUCAUCGUGCUCGCCGCUCUCAUCUGCAUCUGCGCCUGUGGCUGCUGCGCCUUCAGAAACGCUCGCCGCUCUCUGUCCGAGUACCCAUACGGGGUAAACCAAAUGUCCAAGAUAAACCCACGCUGGGACUACUACUGGUGGCGAUGGUUCCGUGGUAGAAGAGAACAGCUCUACUAG
This is a messenger RNA of Miscanthus lutarioriparius, 861 nucleotides long. The record is from the annotation of a GenBank genome assembly. NCBI's taxonomy places the organism in Eukaryota, Viridiplantae, Streptophyta, Magnoliopsida, Poales, Poaceae.